CCCAAUAUAUCAAACAUGAAACUAGUAAUUUAUACUUCGUAUAUUUUAGAAAUCCUUGUGUAUUUUGACAACUCAUAUUUCAUUAUAAAUAUAUCUGUCGGGACUUCUAUUGGAGUAUCAAUUUCCAUUAUUUCACAUGGUAUCAAGAGCCCAGUCAUCAGACCUAAUUUUCUCUCUUUGUUUCCUUACGAUUACAGUCGCUGCAAUGACCUCUUCCGUGUUUGACUCAUCUGCAGCCAUGACUUCCUCCACCAUGACCUAUUCCGCCGCAACCAAUAUCUCAACAGCACCGGAAGAUACCAAUCCCAAUACCAGUAUUACAAUGCAGUCAUGAUUGUCCUCUUUGUGUUGUCUACUGAUCCACUUUCAGGCGCCACUAGUUCACCACCAGUGCAGCGGCCACCAUCAUCGGCCUUGAUUUCAUGCUUCCCGCCGCCGCAUCAAUUCUUAACGGCCAAACCAUGUUCCCUGUUUUAGUCGUUGCCGCCUCACUUUCCAUGGUAGUCGGCCACAGUGCAGUCCCUGGGCGCUUUUCCUCCUCCUCCGGCGGCUGCAUCUCCAUUCUUUGGCUCUUCUGGCUCACCAAGUGUAGUUCCCCCCCCCCCCCCGGACUAGCUAUGGUUUGGCUCUCCGAUGGAAUAUCUGGCUCAGUCUGGGUCGCAUAUCACCACCGUCUCGCAGAGUGUCACGAUCAAACUGAAGGCGGUAGAAGAUUACCUUACUUGGAGCACUUAAUUAAAAUCAUUCUUGGUCUCUCAAGGUCUUUUUAGAAUGAAACAUCAAUCAAUCAUAGAAAUAUAAAUUAAAUUAAAUGCAAUAUAAAUGUCAAAUGUCAGAGAAUGUACGACAAAAACAGAUGAGUUCUUAAAAGUCCUGUUGGACAAAUAAUUGAAUUUAUAAGAUUAUGAAAUACGUAGUACUUCGUACUUGUUCGUACUUGUUAUUUAGUCUUCGAUCUUCAAUCUUCUUCAUCGUCAGAGUCUUCAGAGUCAUCUUUACGGCGAUUUAUUUCCUCUUGAAUCAUUAGUAGAGAAACAACGAAGGCUUGAUCCACAUUUGGCUGCACGGUCACCUUUAACUUAUCCUCUCCAAAAAAAGACGAUUGCUUCACGCUCUGCAAUAAAAUUAUAUUUAUAUGUCUGAAAUGUGUGAUUUAUAAACAAAAUUUGACGAAAU
Cuscuta epithymum is the source of this 1176-nucleotide messenger RNA. The record is from the annotation of a GenBank genome assembly. Lineage: Eukaryota; Viridiplantae; Streptophyta; Magnoliopsida; Solanales; Convolvulaceae.